This is a messenger RNA of Penicillium olsonii, 2355 nucleotides long. Lineage: Eukaryota; Fungi; Ascomycota; Eurotiomycetes; Eurotiales; Aspergillaceae. The record is from the annotation of a GenBank genome assembly.
AUGUCGCAUCCCCGGUCGCGAUCCCCAUCGCUCCCAUCUGAGGGUGAGAUCGUUGAGCCAGGCCCAGGAAUGAAGGCAACUGCGUCAAAACUUCCCUUAAAUGGCACCAACAUUGACCGUCCCCCCAGAGCUAGCCCGUCACUGGCACCGAGAUCUCCCACAUCGCUUGAUGGCCAUCACUCGCCGCCUUAUCGGAGUUCCCGGGCCAGGUCCCCUACGAGAUCCCGUUCGAGAUCCCCAUAUCGGGAACACCCAGGUCACAGACGUAGACACGGUGAUUCUCACAAUGACCCCGCAGACCGGUACCCGCGGUAUGAGCCAUCGCAGCGUUACAGGUCCCAUGCCGACAAUAGACCCCAUCACCAGGCACCCAAUAGCCACCGAAUCAGGCCUUACCACGACUACGACCGCGAAGAACCCUAUGGUGACGGACUACGGUACAGUGAUGACCAUGACCAACGCAGAGAUAAGCGGCAGCGCACCCGCAGUCGCUCCCCUUACCGUGAGGCGAGAAGGCCCAGGAAAUACUCAAGUGACGAUCAUAGCUCGAAGGUGGAUCACGGCAGGCCCACUGAAAAACUAAUGAGAGAUCGAGCAAAGGAGUCUGCCGCUCCCGAAUCAAAGCGUGGGGCUGAGAAACGAGAGAACCAGGUUCAAGCUUCCUCUGGUCGCCAGGCUUACGUCUCUAAUGAAGAACUCCAUCCUAACCCAGAGAUUGUGCAAGUGCCGGAGGCCGCUGAGCCCGUUAAUGAAGCCGACGCACUCGAGGCUCGCCGGAAACGCCGUGAGGCAAUCCGCGCGAAGUACCAAAACCAGGCGUCGCCCGCAAAUCUUCAACCACCGCAUGUUGGCGAGAGUGAGACGGAGGCUUCUACACCUGGUAAUGAGCCAAUUAACACCAAGAUGCCCGACUCCUCCCGAGAAUUGCCUCAACAGCCUGCGGACCUCAAACAUGCUUCGAACAAUGACCAAGACACCGAGAUGGCGCACUCUGGUGCUUCUGGAGACACCUCUCAAAAGGAUGGACAGUCUGCUAUUGAUGGUCACCCAGCGAUCGACAUGAAGGAAGAAGUACAGAAGCACACCAAUGUCCAGAUUGAGAAGAACGACAUUUCAUCCGCUGCGUAUGACGAACUCGAUACCGCCAUUCAGGACCAUCCCCUUCCUGUUGAAACAUCAGCGCCGGCCACGAUGGAUGCAGGUGACUUUGAUAUGUUUGCAGACGGCGAUGACGAUAUGUUUGCUGAAGAAAAUGACCAACCUCGCCCGGCCCCUGGGCCAACUGCAGCCGUUCCUCGGGGUACGCAAAUCGCCGAGAUGGUAGACGAGUGGGACGACUCCCAGGGGUACUACAACAUUCGACUUGGAGAACUGAUGGACAAGCGUUAUCAUGUCCAGGAAAAACUUGGCAGAGGAACGUUCGCAGCCGUUGUGCGAGCGAGGGACGCGAAAACAGGGAACUUAGUUGCCAUCAAAAUCAUCCGCCAUAACCACACCAUGCGCAAGGAGGGUCUGAAGGAGAUCGAGGUACUGGAGCUUUUGCAAAAGACCGACCCCGAAGGCAAGCGGCACGUCAUCAAGCUUGAUCGACACUUUGAGCACAAAGGGCAUCUGUGUUUGGUAUUUGAAAAUCUGCACAUGGAUUUGCGCGAGCUCUUGAAAAAGUUUGGCAAGAAUGUCGGUCUGAACCUGCGUGCAAUCCGGGUUUACGGUCAACAGAUCUUCCUUGCGCUCAGUCUUCUCCGCCAGUGUAACCUGAUCCACGCCGAUCUCAAACCGGACAAUAUGCUGGUGAAUGAACAACGCAACUUGUUGAAGAUUUGCGAUCUGGGUUCUGCGUUUCCCGCCACUGAUGCUCCAACUGCGCCCUACCUCGCCAGUCGGUUCUACCGUGCCCCAGAAAUCAUGCUGGGCAUCCCUUUCGACUUCGCUGUUGAUGUCUGGGCCAUUGGCUGUACCCUCUAUGAGCUGUACGCCGGUCAUUUCCUCUUCACCGGCCGAGACAACAACCAGAUGAUCCGUUCGAUUCUGGAAACUCGAGGCAAUUAUCCGCCGAAGCUAUUGCGUCGUGGAAGUCUGAGGGCUGACCAUUUCUCGAAUGACUCGGUCUUCGCGAGCUGGGAGCUCAACACUCUCACUGAUAUGAUCGAGCCGAAGCCCAUGGAUUUCAAGAAGCCCAAGCGUGACCUCAAAACCCGGCUGAUGGGUCAGGGCACUCGUGGGAUGCCUGAAGCCGAGGUCAAGGAACUUUCCUUGUUCGUUGACUUCCUCGACCGCUGCUUGGCUCUGAACCCGGAGAAACGUAUCACGCCGAACGAGGCUUUGGUGCACCCUUUCCUGGCGCGCCCUUUGUAG